This is a messenger RNA of Arachis stenosperma, 1443 nucleotides long. Its product is annotated as glucomannan 4-beta-mannosyltransferase 9. Gene Ontology annotation, cellular component: Golgi apparatus. The coding region runs from base 1 to 1443 and encodes 480 amino acids. Gene Ontology annotation, molecular function: mannan synthase activity. NCBI's taxonomy places the organism in Eukaryota, Viridiplantae, Streptophyta, Magnoliopsida, Fabales, Fabaceae. The transcript is spliced from 9 exons. The record is from RefSeq and is a predicted model, not a curated record.
AUGGUGGUGGCAUUGCUGAAUUUGAUAGUGUUGGUGUGUUUGGGCAUGUCACUUAUGAUGUUUGUUGAGAGAAUGUAUUUAGGAGUUGCCAUUUGCUUUGUGAAGCUAUUUGGUAGAAAACCAGAGAAGCGUUACAAAUGGGAGCCUAUUAAAGAUGACAUUGAAUUUGGAAACUCCACUUACCCUAUGAUUCUUGUUCAAAUACCAAUGUAUAAUGAAAGGGAGGUUUAUCAAUUAUCAAUUGGUUCAGCUUGUGGACUUUCUUGGCCUUCAGAUAGGAUCAUCAUACAAGUUCUUGAUGAUUCAACUGACCCAACAAUCAAAGAGUUGGUAGAAGUUGAAUGUGCAAAAUGGGAAAAGAAAGGAAUUAACAUAAAGUAUGAAUAUAGAGGCAAUAGAAAUGGAUACAAAGCUGGGGCCUUAAGAGAUGGAAUGAAACUAAGUUAUGCAAAACAAUGUGAUUAUGUUGCUAUCUUUGAUGCUGAUUUUCAACCUCAACCUGAUUUUCUUUGGCGCACUAUUCCAUUCCUAGUCAACAAUUCUCAAUUGGCUUUAGUACAAGCAAGGUGGAAAUUUGUGAAUGCCGAUGAAUGUUUGAUGACUAGGAUGCAAGAGAUAUCACUGGAUUACCACUUCAUUGUGGAACAAGAAGUAGGGUCUUCCAUGUAUUCCUUUUUUGGCUUCAAUGGGACUGCUGGUGUAUGGAGAAUUAGAGCCAUCAAUGAGGCCGGUGGAUGGAAGGAUAGGACCACGGUGGAAGAUAUGGACCUUGCUAUUCGAGCCACUCUCCAAGGAUGGAAAUUUUUAUAUCUACAUAAUUUACAGGUUAAAAAUGAAUUGCCAAGCACUUUAAAGGCUUACCGCUACCAACAACACCGAUGGUGUUGUGGACCAGCCAAUCUUUUCAGGAAAAUGUUCAUAGAGAUUAUUACAAACAAGAAAGUGUGUUUAUGGAAGAAGAUACAUGUGAUUUAUAGCUGCUUCUUUGUUCGGAAGGUUGUGGCUCACUUCAACACAUUUGUGUUUUAUUGCAUUGUGUUGCCAUCAACAGUUUUGGUUCCUCAGGUUGUUGUGCCAAAAUGGGGUUCUCUAUAUCUUCCUUUCAUCAUCACAAUUCUAAAUGUACUUGCAAGUCCAAGGUCACUCCACUUACUAGUUUUCUGGAUAGUGUUUGAGAAUACAAUGUCUCUUCAUAGAACAAAGGCAACAAUAAUUGGCUUAAUAGAGGGUAGUCGAGUCAAUGAAUGGAUUGUCACUCAAAAACUUGGAGAUCCACUCAAAGGUAAAAUUGACAAUAAUAAACCACACAACAAGCCUGGAUUCAUCAGAAUAAGAAACAGGAUCCACAUGUUGGAACUUGUUGUUGGAUUAUACUUAUUCUUCUGUGGCUGCUUUGAUCUCUUGCUUGGGACAAAACGCUUCUUCAUAUUCCUUCACAUUUAA